AAAUCAAAAGAUGAACAGAACGUCAUUUGAAGAGGACACCAUCGAAUCUUGUGUUUGUCUUCAUUUAUUCCCUCUAGUACGUAUUGUGAGUAACCCCUCAGUUCCUUAUUCUUACCCUUUGCCAGAAAUUCAAACUUCUCAGUGGAUUUUGGAGAAUUCAUUAUCUAUGGCCAUUUUUAUUAAAACCUACUUUGAAUUGUAUUUACUUUGUUUGAUUGAAUAAAUUGUAGAUUUUUUCAAAAUUUGUUUGAGCAUAUGAAAAGCUCAUCUCCUGCAUGAGAAGAGGAGUUUCUACCAACCAUCACGACUUCAUAGAAGAUUUUUAAAACUUAUUUCGUAGUUGUUUGGCAAAAAAAGUCACCUAACAUGAAUAAAAAUUUUAAGUCUUUAUUUUCAAAACAAUUUAAGCUUAAACUUAAUUCAGAUAAUUGACCUAGAGAACUCAUGUUCAUUAAUUUUGAAUCAAUAUUUUGAUUGAUUUAUUGAUAAUUUUUCCUUCAUUCCUUUUGCUGUGCCAGACAUGAAGUAAAAGCCAUCUCCGAGUUCAACAGAAGAGGAUUUGCAUCAAAAACUCACCAUCAUCAUGCUUCUGAAACCUACCCAGGAGGUUUCAAUCAAGAGGAAAAUUUUCAUUCUCAGAAUACCAUGCAUCUCGCAAGUCAACUCAAGUGUUUGGUUAUCAAAAUCGCCCCAUGGAGUCAUCAUCACAGGCCCCUUUACCAGGGCCUGGUGCAUUUCAGUGUGCUCCCAAGGAAGAGAUGGCUGCUGCUGCUGCUACAUCUCAUGGAAAAAAAUAUCUGAAUGCAUACCAGGACAGCAGCUCCUCUACUUCUUCUGACAGCUCUGAUUCAUCUGAUGAUAGCUAUGUUCCACCAAAGAAGUUACGGGCUUUUGCAUCCAGAACAACCCGUAGUAACCGGACUAAGAAAGAAGAACCCGUCCGCAGGUCAACAGAUUAUGAUAGCAUGCUUAGGUGUUUGAUGUGUCCUAAACGUUUCAAACGCUCCUGUGACUUAUCUCGUCAUGUUGCGUCUGAACAUUCAGAUAUUAAAAGUGAACCAGAAGAAGAGCAGGCAGAGGAUUCUGCAUGUGACGAAGAAAUUUUGGGUAACAAUGAAACAAAAGGUGACUCUGCCUCACUCUCCAUCAAUGAAAAUCUGAUGAAAGAGAGACCCAAACAAGCAAAUCAAGUAACAUGUAACAACUGUGACAGAAAGUUCAGAUCAAAGGAAGCACUGCAACGUCAUGUCACUGGAGAUCGUUGUAUCUUGAACUCUCCUUUGAUUCCUGGCAGUCCCAUUAACUUGAAUGUGUCUGAGGAUGGCAAUGACCAUAUUGAUGCUAGCAGCACUGAAGCUAGUACUGCUGCCGGAAAAGUAGCUGAUGAUGUUAAAAUUAAAGAGGAAGAUGAUUUUGAUGACAUGAAGGAUUCCGAUUACAGUGUGAGUAGUGAGGAGAGUUUCAAGAAAGAGAAGAAGGCACGUCCUGGGCCUAGCAAGGAGAAGCCAAUCUACAAAUGUGAGGUUUGUAACAAGCAGUUUAAAUUGAAAGAAAGUUACACAACUCACACUAGAAUUCACACUGGUGAGAAACCCUUUACAUGCCACAUGUGUGGUAAGCAAUUUUCCCAUUCAGGAGGCCUGUCAUAUCACCUUCGUCAUGUCCACAUGGGAAUCAAAGAGCACCCUUGUGAUAUUUGUGGAAGAAAAUUUGCAUUGAAAGCUGCAAUGCAAGACCAUAGACGCAUACAUACUGGUGAGAGACCAUAUGUUUGCGAUGUUUGUGGCAAAUCAUUCAAAAGUAAAGCAUCACUUUACAUUCACAGUAAAACUCACACUGAUCAAUAUCCUCAUCCAUGUGAAUACUGUAGCAAGAAAUUCAGAUGGCGCCAGCAGCUUUUGGGACAUCUUACUACGCACACAGGCGAAAAGAAGCAUCACUGCAAAAUAUGUAACAAGGGAUUUGGUGUUCGUAAUGAUUUGACUCGGCAUGAGCGUAUUCACUCAGGUCAGAAGCCAUUUAAAUGCUCUGUGUGUGGUCUUGCUUUCGGUCAAAAGCGAUACUUAAAGAAUCAUCUUAAAUCUCGUCAUGGAAUUCUUCGGUUGGAAAAUGUAGAAGCUACAAAUGAAUCAACAUUGUAAACUGCUCAUUAUGGCAUAUAUUACUUAAUGUCAUUGGCACUUGUCUCCAUAUUCACGUCGUGACUGCUUACAUUUUAUAGCGGGCUCAAACAUGGCAAUGUGCUCUAGGUUGACUUUUUAUUAAUUUUACAUUUAGUGCUUUUCUUAUACUGCCAACAUUUGAAAUAACUUGAGCUUUGGUCUCUUUUGUACUGUUAUCUAUUGAUUUAUGUGUUAGUUUUACCUUUUUUUUCCUUACGACAAAGUUCUUUAUGUUUCUGUUGAACAUUGAAUAGCAAUUUUGUUUUGGAAAUCAACACCAAACUUGAAGUUUUGGGGACGAGAUCUACAAAGUUCUACUUCGAAACGGCAUUGGUACUGGGUUUACAUGUUCUUAUAUUUAAAAAUUGACUAAACUUCAUCACUGUGUAUAUAUGCGCACGCGCGCGCGUGUUUGUGUGAAAUGGCUCAAAACUUUCGUGUUUAAUUACCUGUUUAGUAUUAGGAUGUUCGAAUUGUUUGAGAUUGGGCUAAUGGUCUUCCACCCAGAUUGAUAUGAAAAAUGUGCUAAUGUUUAUUCUUGGCAGAUUUGGAGGCCUGCCACAAGAAAUUGAUCUGUUUUGCUCUUCCACCUCCAUAGUUAAAUUAUGUUAUGAGCUUUUAACAAGAAAAUACUAAAGAAAUAUGAAGAGGAACUGUUGAAGAACACUUCCUUUGAAUAUUAGCUCAUUUGUGAUUACAAUUUGUUUGGAUAAGAUUUAAAGAGGGUUGUCAAUAUUUCAAGAGAAAGAUGCAUCAUAGAAGGGAUUUGCAUCACAUUUGUAACUUAGAGUAAUAUUUAUUUGCAGUCUCUUAAUGGUCAAAUGAGUUUCAUAAAAGCCACUGCCUAUUAUUUUCAUCUCAAACUAGGAAUUACCCAUUCUGUUUUCAAUGUGAAAGGUGCCUUUUGUAUGUCAAUUCCCAAAUCCAUGUUGUUUUCUUUUUAGGUCAAGUGUGUCAAAGCUUGAGCUAUCACUCGUAAAAUGUGUGAGGCUCUGUGUCUAAUGUGGUCAGAGGCCUAGGUUUGUUUUUAAUGGAAAAAAAGUUUAGGGAAGGGGUAUUUACAUUUUCUGAUUGUCAUGGAAUCUCUUGAUUUUAAUUUCAAUUCUAAAUUGGAAACCGUCCUAAGGAAUGCAAAGUAAUACUGAAACCUAAGUGCGUUGUUGAUAUUUUGCCAGAGUUUCUUAUUUUUCUUUUCCCCCUCUUGUAUAAGUCUGAACCUGAAAAAUGUACUUUAUGGGAAUCAGGCUGUUGUUCAGACAACUGAAGCUCAAAUUUCUUGUCUCCUUGAUUUCUGUUAUGAUAUGGAUAAAAAAUUUCUAGGCAUGGGCCAGUUUUGAAAAGCUGCUGAGCAUUUGUGUGUGAUAAAGUUACUACGGUAACCCUUUGGGAAGUAUUGACGUAUUGACUCGGGAUGGGUCUUUCUAAGACACCAUGUACCUUAUUUUUUUACUUUCAUUUUACAUCUGAAGUGAAUGGAAUAUUGUAUAGAUUUGCACUAGAUUUGUGAUGAAGUGCAUCCAUCUUUAUUUCUUGUUAAGCACUUUUGCUUCCUACUCAAUCAUUCUUCCUACUCUGGAAAGUAACUAUUGUUACUUCAGAGAACAGCAUGUUUGACUCAUAUUUUCAUCACAUUAUUGUAGGUUCAGAUAUUUCUGUGUUUUUGAUUCUGUUAUGUUCUUGUCCAUUCUGUUGUUGAAUGACAUGUCUUAAUACAGCCAAUUUUCAUUUGUUUGGUGUAUUUGUGUUCUGCAGUUUAUAAACUUACUUUAUGUAGUAUAAUCUACCAGUGUAUCUCGUUGCAAACUCUUUUUGUAAUUAUUGUUUAUGAAGCUCCCUUUGAGAACUCCAACCAGAUACGGACCAUGCUUGUACUUAUACUGUGGUGAUGAGGUGUGAUACGUUGUGAUUUCAUCUAUAAACUUCAACUUGUUUAAAUUUUCUGAUUAUGAGAUUUGAUUUUGUGUUUUUAGGGGACGGCGGCGGCGUGUCUCCCUUUUUGUGUUAGGUAUUAUGUGUUACUUAUUCACUGUAAGUGCUUAACCUGAACAUAUUGUAAAACCAAGCUUCGUAUAUGGUGUUGCGCAAGCCUGCCUAUUAUGCUUGUGAGAGUUGCUCACUGUCAAUUAUUUUGCUAUGCAGGAUAUACAUCAUCCAUGUGCCUUAGUAUCAACUGUUGUGUGGUAACAAUCGGUUCCUCUACAUGCUCUUAAUUUCAAAAACAAAUUCAGUACUUAAAAUGGGCUUUGUACUGCAUGCAAAUGUCUCUUAAAGCAGAAUUUUGCUCACCGUCGUUUUGACAUACACUGUUAUGAUCCUUCGUCCGAAUUUGUUGAGUUACCUGAGAUGAAUUAUAUUUUAGAUGUUGGUUAUUGAUAGUUGCAGUGGGAAUACCAAUGACCUUUCUAUUACAUUGCUCAUUCAUAUUCCAAGUAAGGCUACUUUGCUGCUAUGUAUAAGUAAACUUUAUGAUUUCUUGUUGAUAAUUUAAUCAUUUUUGUUUGAUCAGUGAAAAUUUUAUUUUAUAUAACAGAUUGUGUCUGAGCAACAAAGGCUGUGACAUAGCUGCUGAUUAUUUCUGGUUUGCUGUUAUGCAGUGAAUGCAGAAAACAACAUGCUCUUUGUCAUUUUUUACUUGACCUUUUGUUGUGACUUUACUUUAAUAUUUUCUGUGUACAAAUUAAAGGAAGAAUUUCUUCCUGAUGCAUAUAUAUAUAUUGCUGUUCUGGAAAGAUUCAAGGUUUGCAAAUCUCAUCUGCAUUACCAAAUCUUCUGCUUCUCCAGAAACAGGUGCACCAAAGUGACCACAAUAUUAUGAACAAAUGUAAGCUAUUUCAUAAGGUUUUCAAGGGGUAUGGUGUAUGUUAAUUUGCAUCUCCUCUUCUUUUUAAAUAUCGUUUAUGGUUAAGUUAAUUUUACUCAUGCAUAUAAUUUGCAAGCAAAACUACAACUGGUGACUUGAUUUGGUAGUUGAUUAUAUCUAUUUACAUGUUAUCACUAUCUAUAUAAUCAAGGCAGUUUGUGUAAUGUUAAAUGUGAUGCAAUAUAACUACAGCUUCUGAACUAUAAUGCAAUGAAAGUUAACCUGAAUCGUAGGAACGAACUCUGUGGUUAAAUGUUUUUAUUUAGACGGUCUUAGGCGACCUGGUGAUCUUGAUUCACAUAUUAUGUCACUGUUUCUUGGUAGUUUUUUUUUUCUCAUGUAUCUAGUUUUGCUUGUAGCUCUUUAUAUUACUUGAAAAUAAAAAGGUUUAUAGAUUUGUUAUAGUAUGUAGUAAUGUGGAUAGUUCUAUCUUUAUGCUUGUUUUCAUGGUUGUGCAUAUGUGCCAGUCAUACUUUAAAUUUUUUUUUUCAAUGUGGGUAAUGAUUCUCUUCACAUUAGUGGCUUUCUAAAAAUUUCAGAGUGUGUAGGUUGCUGGUAGAGAACUUAAUUAUUAUCAUUGCCACUGCAAAGGAUCUUUCCUUCAUUCGGCUAAUACCACGACUUGGAUAUUGUUGAUCUAUUUUCUUUAGGACUCCUUCUGUAAUGUCAAAUUUGCAUCUUCUAAUCUUUGUUCUAGUCAUGGCUUUGAUUGUACUAUCUUUACUGGUUGCUUCUGAUCAGCAUGUGUUUUCUUUCAAAAGUGCAGAGUUAUUCGCAGUUUCACAGAAUUUUUAAGUUUAUAUGCCUAAAUAGGUUAUUGUUAAUGUUUUUAAAUUGAAACUUCAUUGUAGUAGUAGUCCCCCAAUAUUCUACAGAACUCAUUUUUAAAUACCAGUUGAUGUGUUCAAAGGCGUUUAUAGCUGUAGAGUUUUCUGAACAAUGUAAUGACUGAAUAUGCCGACAGAUGCAGCACUCUUUGGCUUUCUUCUCUCAGUUCUCUCUCUUUCUCAAUUUUCUCUCUUUCUCUUUUCUAAUAUAAUAUGUUUGAUAAACAUUCUUUCUCCCUUUACAUCAGGUGUAGGAAAUGCAAUGUUAGAACCAACAUUUUCUGUGUGUGUAGAAAAUUCAUAAAUAUGUUAAGACCAAUUAUUUUAUCCCUGCAAAUACGUAUAUUGUUUGAAUAGCACUGGAGCUUGGCCCCAAAAUAUGUGUGCUUUGCUUCAUUUGUAAUUUUAAAUUUCUUUAUUAAAAUCUUAAGUGUAGUAUGAAAAAGAUAUUGAGAUGUAGCCAGCUUGGUUUUAGAGUUCCUCAGAACUCUACUGGAUGUAAGUCAAUGAUUUAAACAUCAGAACAAGUAUGCCUUUCAUAAAUUUCGUUAUCUUUAGUUCACGUGUACUGUUCUUAGACUGUACUUAUUUUAAACGCCUGUGUUUUUUGUUUAGUUUUUUUUUUAAUUUGAUAUGGUACAGCUCAGGAUGUUGUCGGUGGACUGCAUGCCUAGUCCUGCAAGAAGUCUGAUACAAUUGACAUCUGUGAUGCUUUGGGAUAAAAUGCCUUGAACUUGGUAAGACUGAUUUCAGAUUUUUGUAAGAAGGAACUAAGACUUGAAAGGUGUGGGGUUAAACAAUUUGUAAGAGAAUCUAGGCAGUAAAAGACAGAAAUGGCAUAGGUUUUGUGACAGUACAUCGUUACUAUUUGCCUUGGGGAAGGAAGUAAUUUUGAAGGAAUUGAAUUGGCUUGAAAGGAUUGUGAUAAGAAUUUCUUGAUAUGUUUUUUUUUGUACGUUUUAUUUGGCAUCACUGUAGGCCAGUUGAAUACCAUCACCUGGUGAUAGAUGGUACUGAGCUGGUUUUUGCAGUACUCGUAUAUGUGGAAUAAAGGUACUACAAAAUUA
Molecule: messenger RNA, 6916 nt
Organism: Thrips palmi
Lineage: Eukaryota; Metazoa; Arthropoda; Insecta; Thysanoptera; Thripidae
Product: zinc finger protein 271-like
Exons: 2
Coding region: 693-2141 (482 amino acids)
Biological process (GO): regulation of transcription by RNA polymerase II
Cellular component (GO): nucleus
Molecular function (GO): DNA-binding transcription factor activity, RNA polymerase II-specific; RNA polymerase II transcription regulatory region sequence-specific DNA binding
Source: RefSeq, a predicted model, not a curated record